Arabidopsis arenosa is the source of this 1496-nucleotide messenger RNA. NCBI's taxonomy places the organism in Eukaryota, Viridiplantae, Streptophyta, Magnoliopsida, Brassicales, Brassicaceae. The record is from the annotation of a GenBank genome assembly.
ACAAAAAGGAGCACAAGUGGAUAGUGUUUGAUCAAGUAUUAGCACAGAAAGUAAUAUGGCUGAUACCAGUUCAAGGACUGAUGUCUCAACUGAUGGUGACACAGAUCAUAGAGAUCUGGGGUCUGAUAGAGGGCAAAUGCUUGCUGCUGCAUCUGAUUCCAGUGAUCGAUCAAAGGAUAAGUUGGAUCAAAAGACCCUUCGUAGGCUUGCUCAAAAUCGUGAGGCAGCAAGAAAAAGCAGAUUGAGGAAGAAGGCGUAUGUUCAGCAGCUGGAAAAUAGUCGAUUAAAGCUGACUCAACUUGAGCAGGAGCUGCAAAGAGCAAGACAGCAGGGCGUUUUCAUCUCAAGUUCAGGAGACCAAGCUCAUUCUACUGGUGGAAAUGGGGCUUUGGCAUUUGAUGCAGAACAUUCACGAUGGCUUGAAGAAAAGAACAGGCAAAUGAACGAGCUGCGAUCUGCCCUGAAUGCUCAUGCAGGUGAUACUGAGCUCCGGAUAAUUGUGGAUGGAGUGAUGGCUCACUAUGAGGAGCUUUUCAGGAUUAAGAGCAAUGCAGCUAAAAAUGAUGUCUUCCACUUAUUAUCUGGAAUGUGGAAAACACCAGCUGAGAUAUGUUUCUUGUGGCUUGGCGGGUUCCGCUCAUCCGAACUUCUCAAGCUUCUUGCGAAUCAGCUAGAGCCCAUGACAGAACGACAGGUAAUGGGCAUAAAUAGCUUGCAGCAGACGUCACAGCAGGCGGAAGAUGCUUUAUCUCAGGGGAUGGAGAGUUUACAACAAUCCCUAGCUGAUACUUUAUCCAGUGGAACUCUUGGUUCCAGUUCAUCUGAUAAUGUCGCGAGCUACAUGGGUCAGAUGGCCAUGGCAAUGGGGCAGUUAGGCACCCUCGAAGGAUUCAUACGCCAGGCUGAUAACUUGAGGCUGCAAACACUACAACAGAUGCUUAGAGUAUUAACAACACGUCAGUCAGCUCGUGCUCUUCUUGCUAUACACGAUUAUUCAUCUCGAUUACGUGCUCUUAGUUCCUUAUGGCUUGCUCGGCCAAGAGAGUGAAACACAAGAAUAGUGCUCUGCUCAGCCCUAUACAUGAUCUUAUGACUCAGAUCGGCAGGAUUCUCCUUCCAAGAGAUCACAAAGCAAGGCCUUCUCAGAUUCUUACCGAAAGCAAUAUUUUGGGAAGAAGACUGCAGAUUUUGAAAUUGGUUUUCUGAGGUCCCAAAGACUUGAGUGUGGUGUGUGUUGUAAUCUUUAGCCAUCAGGUUGCAUAGUUUUUAGAGAGUGAAUGUUUAUAGGUCUUUGAAUAUUCAAAGCGGAUAGGUGAUCAGGUCGUAGUUACCAACAUGACAGAAGAUGGGAUCCUUUCAGGAACUUGGAUUGUAUGAUUAUAAACUGAAGCAGACCAAUUCAAUUUAUAUUGAGUUAAUAAAAGAGAGAGUGCAGAUUGUGUAUCUUGAAAUCAUAGCAAGAUUUGCACUGUAACAGAUAAAGCUUACAGAGGUUU